Molecule: messenger RNA, 1394 nt
Organism: Mycena citricolor
Lineage: Eukaryota; Fungi; Basidiomycota; Agaricomycetes; Agaricales; Mycenaceae
Source: the annotation of a GenBank genome assembly
CACAUAACCCCGCCCUCUCCUCUGCCCGACAGAUCAAAUUCUGUUCGUCCCACGAAGCUUCUCUCAAGCAUCUGUCGACUACUAAAUGUCCCGGAUGCAUUGAGUUCCGCAGCGCGUCGAUGAGCUUGACGGUCUGGAGUUCGCCGAUUACAUACAACUUUGUCUGCGCCAGAUCAUUGUUACACCCAUCGCGCUUGUGCGUUGACGUCACGACACACCAUCACGGUACCCACUUCUCGCUCACACUCGCUCGAGAUACCGGCCAAGAUCUCAGCAUUGAUGCUGAGAAUCCAGGAUUGACUGGCAACACAUGCACGUCUUCUGCGAUCACUUCAUGACAAGUCCCCAUCGGGGCUUCGUUGUUAUCCCAGCAUCCCAAUGGGGAAAUCGAAACGGCCCUCAGAUCCUUCCUGCUGGCUGUAAAAUGACGACGCCACCGCCUCGACGUCUCCACCGACGUCAUGGUCCACCGUCGGCACUGCAGGAUUCUCGUCUGGCCUACGGUCUUUUCGCACAUUCGGAUAAUUCCGGCCUGCAAACGAGGGUCAAGUGGGGACAGGCUGUGUCCCCGCGGCGUGGAUCCGUUUUUCCAACCCGCGCUGUGUGCUUACAGAGAGCGAAUGACAUACAUCUCCGUGAUUUACGCUGUGAGGCAGAUCGUCUCGGCGGCGCAAACACAGAUUACGCAUUUUCUUGCCGGUCUGACAUCGGAUACUACUCCUGACGGGAAAUUCCAGGACUUUUUCGUUGCGUUUACUAUCAGGCCGAGACCGGGCCUCGAUCUCAGGACAAGGCACUGAAGCGGAGAGGCGCAUUCGUCGAAUUUUGUCUCAGUGGGGACGAUGUGAAGGGCCGCUCCUGAGUCCCUACUAUCCAGACCCUGCCAAGUAACUCCGACUGCAGAUAGAACGCGAGAGUGACGGCGAAAGAAGAUACAUAUCCCACUGCUGCUUGAAGCCUGGCCGCACCAACCUGCAACCACCCGGUCCUGCCGGAUGUCGCUUAUGGGAAAUAGAGAUGGUGGGGAAGAAAUAAUGCUGUAGCAGGCCCGCGGAAACUCAGUAUAAGGUCACUCAAGGACCAAAGACUGUUUUACUUUACGAAAAUUGCCAUUUUGGGGUAGUUUUACUUUAAAUUUCGAGGGACCCCUCAGUUUUUGUGCAUACGUUCACGUGAGGUCUUUUUUGAGCUCUUGGACUGAGAUUUACUGCACGUUCUGUGCUUAAAUGGGUGAAAGCUGGGAAAAAGCGAGGGGAACUUGUCUGAUCAGCUCCGCUUUUAGAACAUUUCUCUCCCCCUCAAGCCCGAAACCGCUCAACUGGGGGCUGUUUUACGCUAAAUUCUGAGGUACCUUGGCACAUUUUGACCCGUUUUACUUUAUUCUACUGAGUGAG